AUGGCUCGCGUCGGGCUGACGACGCUUCUGGAUCGGCAGAAGCCGGCCGGGCGGUUGCGAGACGCGUGCUGGCGCCUCUACGACCUCUUCGACUGUAUGAAGCACUGUGACGAGGAGCCAAAGGGGUUCGAGAAAUUUGUCAAAUACUCCGAGCGUCAAUGUCUUGAGGCCAUGCAUGAUCAGGAUACUUGCCGCUACGUCCACCUCAACGCCCUGUGCCUUGAAAACGCCGUGCUUUCACACUGCCCAAAUGCUGAACAUAUCUUCACAAGGCUCAACUUCCGCGACUACUUUUUGAAUUUCAUCGUCCCCGAUGACGAUACGCUGUUCGACGAUGAGGAUUUGGACGCUUGCCAAGUGUACGACUUCGUGCAGCCCGUCUUCCCGAAGAACACGAAGCAGCCGAAGGAUCGAUCUUUGUCGAAUCUUUAUUCACCGACCCCAUCUACGUCUACCGUAGCCGCCCGAUUUUUGGAGAGCUCGACUUUUAUUGAGGAAGAGCUCGAGCGGUUGGAGCAACACGAAAGGUCUGAGUUUGUGACGGAAAAAGAGCUGGAAACGAGUACAAAAGCGUCGUCAAGCAGUUCAGAUCACCCGGUCAAAAAGCAAGACGAUCUGGCGGACCUCAGGGGAGAGCUGGAAAAGCUUGACAAACUGGAAGAGGCCGACGUCACCACCAAGAGCUCAAAACGUACAAGAAGCACGACCCUGUUCCCGACGUUGACCCCGAGGAUUCAUUACACGGCUAAAGAUCUGAAGGCACGUCAAAAGAACCGGAAUCGGAAUCGUGGAAAAGCAAGGGAUGACGAUGGAGGGCGUGGAGAUGAUCAUGGGAAAGCGAUCGAAGGCGUCUCCGAUGUAAUGAAGGACCAAAAGGAGCGGCAAGAGGAGAAAGAGAAAGAAAAGGAGAGCAAGGAAAAAGACGAGGAGGACGACAAGAAGAAAAAGAAAAAGAAGGAGGACGAGAAGCCGUCGAACGAGACGAUGCUGGCCGACAAUUCCACGUUACCUCUGAGGCCCGUCUACGGGAAGGAGGUGGAAAUUACAGAGAUCUACACAGAAGCGACGACCACGAAAACGACUACGGUGCUGGUCCCGAAAAAUGAGCCCAAAGCCACCCCAUCUCCAAGAAGUACAGCGCCAGCAAGUUCCUCUACCACCCAAUCAGCUCCAAAAUACGGCUCCGAAGUGGUGAUCCCAUCGUCGACAGGAGCCGACCGGAAAUCGACUGAUCUGCAACCCACCGCGGUAUCCGGGGAAAUCGAAGACGCCCUCGAUCAUCCGCCCACCGCCACUCCAGAUGACCUCGACGUCGACUUUCUGCUCUCCCAGGAGGCGAUCGACGGGAAAAGCUUUGAGGAUUUUAUUGUCGAGAGGAGUGGAGGGCAGAUAGCCCCGGCUCGCCCCUACCUGCUGCCAACCGAUGCAGCAGAGACGGUGACGAUUGGUAGAGACUCUGAACUCGCUGAAGUCGCUCCAGCCGACGUGUCUUCCGUUGAACUGCUACCGACGGCGAAAGACGGCGAGAACGGCGCUUUCCAUACAGAGACGUCCACGAAUCGACAAGAGUUUGGAGAUGAUCAACGGGUUGAAGAUUUCACCGAAAUUCCGAUUGCGAAAACGACGCGGAAGAAGCUGUUCUCGUCGGAUGAGGAUUUUGAGAUUACGCCUCCGAAUUUUCACUAUUCUACGUACCGAAUUGGGCUGAUCCCGAAGGAGCAUCAGUGGUGGUACUACACGACAAACUGGGCGAAUUCCGGCCCGACACCGUAUCCGAUGACGACACAAAAACCCGUCACAAGGCUUUAUACAACAAUUGAGACCUAUCUGAAAAAUGGAGUCACAACUCGGCGAAUCGUCGUCAAGAAAGGCCCUCGAAAAUUCAAGGACCCGCUGGAGGUAGAAAUUGCUGGGAAAAGCGGCGAGAAGCUGGAAGCGGUGGAAGCCACGACGGUGAAGCAUCAGCCGAUUUUGGAUAGGAAGAGCAGUGAAAGCCCCUCCGCCGCUACGCCGCUAUUCCAGAACCGAAAAAUACACAUCAAGCAGAUCCGGCCGAUGAACGAGAGAAGCUCGGAGGCUAGGGCCGAGGAAGGCCGGAGCCAAGCAUCGAUAAUCUACGACCAAAACCGGCAGCAGGAAAUCGAUGGGCUACUCGACGCGCCGGAUUACGAAUAUUUACCCGAGGAGGGGAAGACUCUCGAUCACUACCCCGAACACCUUGCGGUAAUUCCUACCGUAAUCAUCGCAAAAUCCAGGGAAUUGCCUGAAGAGCCACAACACCAUCCUAAAGACGCUGGAAUUGGGCGAAGCAUCGAUCCGCAUAAACUUUUCAAGAAUCCACCGGGUAACUCGAAUUCUGGAGAGAAGGAGGGGGACAGUACCCCAACAAUCACCGGAAACGGCGGCGACCUUAUCCGGCAGCCAAUCGACACAGGAGCCACGCGUACACUGAUCCUGGUGUACGGUAUCCUGAUCGUCUGCACCCUCCUCGUCGUUCUGCUCCUGCUCGUGUGCUGCCUAGUCCGGAAAAUGCGACAAAGCAGCAGAAGCUCCGGCAAGGGCACCCCACCGGCGGCUCCACGC
Messenger RNA from Mesorhabditis spiculigera, 2583 nucleotides. Lineage: Eukaryota; Metazoa; Nematoda; Chromadorea; Rhabditida; Rhabditidae. The record is from the annotation of a GenBank genome assembly.